AUGGAGGGAGAGCAAUUUGAGCAACAAGAAGAUCCACAAGGAUCACCGGAGCUGUUGCAGAGCCUCAGAUCCAAAGCAACGGAGCUUCUUCUCCGGGAAGAGUGGGAAGAGUCUAUCCACCUUUACACAAAGUUCAUCGAUCUCUCCCAAAGCCAAAUCACAAAGCUUUCCGGAUCCGACCGGGAAUCAAUUCCCAAGCUCAAGAAAUCACUCUGCUUGGCUCUAUGCAACCGAGCUGAAGCCAGAGCAAGGCUUCACGACUCCUCGGAAGCAAUACGGGAUUGUGAUCAAGCGCUCGAGCUCGAAAACACACAUUCCAAGACUCUUCUUUGUAAAGGUAAAGUCUUGCUAGGGUUGAGCAAAUACUCAUCGGCCUUGGAGUGUUUUAAAACGGCUCUGUUAGACCCACAAGCUAGUGAGAGUGUAACUGUGUACAUGGAGAAGUGCAAGAAGCUCGAGUUUCAGGCAAAGACUGGAGCUUUCGAUCUCUCUGAUUGGAUCCUAAGUGGGUUUCGUGGGAAAACUCCGGAGCUUGCUGAGUUCAUUGGGUGGGUUGAGAUUAAGAAGUCUGAGGUUAGUGGGCGUGGAUUGUUUGCAACGAAGAACAUUGUUGUAGGAACUUUGAUCUUUGUCACUAAGGGAGUUGCUACUGAGAGAGGGAUCUUAGGAAGUGAGGAGUCUGGUGAAAAAGCGCAGAUGAUUAUGUGGAAGAACUUUGUGGAAGAAGUUACUAAAUCUGUGAGGAGAUGUGACAGAACAAGAAGACUUGUCUCGAGUUUAUCUACUGGAGAAGAGGAAGAUAGCCUGGAGAUUCCAGAUAUAUCUCUCUUUAGGCCUGAAGCAUUUGAAACAUAUGAUGGCUUGAAACAGGAUUUGGAUAUGGAGAAGCUGCUAAGCAUUCUUGAUGUGAAUUCUCUGGUGGAAGAUGCGGUUUCAGCUAAAGUUAUAGGGAAGAACAAAGAGUAUUACGGUGUAGGGCUAUGGACACUAGCUUCAUUCAUGAACCACUCGUGUGUCCCAAACGCAAGACGCCUUCACGUUGGAGACUACGCCAUUGUUCAUGCCUCGAGAGAUAUCAAGGCUGGGGAAGAGAUCACGUCUGCUUACUUCGAAGUGCUUUCUUCUCCGCUGGAGAAGCGGAAAGAGAUGGCUGAGUCAUGGGGGUUUAGUUGUAAAUGCAGUAGAUGCAAGUUUGAGAGUGUCUUGUCUGCUACCAAUCAAGAGAUUAGAGAGCUUGAGAUGGGUUUAGAGAGAGGCGUAGACGCAGGAAACGCGGUUUAUAUGGUGGAGGAAGGGAUGAAGAGAUGGAAAGUGAAAGGGAAGGAUAAAGGUUUGCUGAGAGCAUCUUAUUGGGGAGUUUAUGAAGAGGUUUAUAACUCAGAGAGGCUUAUGAGGAGAUGGGGUAGGAAGGUUCCAUCAAUGGAAGUUGUAGUUGACAGUGUCGCUGAUGUCAUUGGAAGUGAUGAGAGGUUGUUGAAGAUGGUGGUGGAAGGGAUGAAGAAGAAGAAGAAUGGAGGUGGUAGUAGUAACAUUGCAGAGAUGGAGAAAGUCUUGAAGCUAGGAAAGGGUGUUUAUGGGAAAGUGGUAUCCAAAAAGAAGGCAAUGAAGACUCUUCUUGGCCUAGAGUGA
Messenger RNA from Eruca vesicaria subsp. sativa (arugula), 1629 nucleotides. The record is from the annotation of a GenBank genome assembly. NCBI's taxonomy places the organism in Eukaryota, Viridiplantae, Streptophyta, Magnoliopsida, Brassicales, Brassicaceae.